CAUGGAGGCGCGCUCACCUUCCAGCUCGUGAUGACACUUAGGAUGUGGAUGCUGCUGCUUCUGUGCGCCUUGGUGGGGGCGUGGGGGUUGGAGGAAGCUCAGAAGCUGCAGGCUCUCCACUGCCCCCCCUGCGAGAGGAUCCACUGCUCCACCCGGCGGGCGCUCAGGCUCCAGUGUAAGGGGGGGGUCACCACAGGAGUGUGUGGGUGCUGCCCCGUGUGCGCCAAAACAGAGGGGGAGACCUGCGGGGGCACUUGGGACCACCUGGGUAAAUGUGACGAGGGGCUGGUAUGCGUGGUGGAGGCAGAUGAGGGGGAAGAUGUGGAGCGCAAAGGGACCUGCAAGUCAGUGCUUGAAGAUCUGGAUCCAGAGAGCUGCCAGCCGGAGUGCACCAAGGAGUACUGUCGGGCCAACCCCUUUGCUGUCUGCUCUGCCAGGUUUGCAUCUGUAGAGAAGAAAGCAUGUCAGGAUUCCUGUCAGCACACUCCCUGUUCCAGCUGCCUCAUGCUGACCCCCCCGUCCUGCCCACACGCCUGCAGCCCCACAGACUCCACCUGCCUGCAACACUUUGGGAAAUGUGUGCACAGUCACCUGAGAAUGCGGCCUCAUGUGUGCCACAGUGACCUGCAGAAAAAUAGCGACGGACACUUUAUGUGUUUGCUCCCAGCCUGCUCAAACCCUUCCAAGUAGUUCACAAAGGGAAAACUUUACCGGCUCAUGUAGCAACAAUAACAAAAGGCAGCUAUCUUUAAACUUUGUGAAUAAGUCAAAAUUACUGUACCGCACAAAUGUAAUAUAGACUAUAUUUUAUAAAAAAUAAAAUCAUGAGUGUGGACUUGUAAAGAGAUGAAAAGAAAAAAGUUUUGCUGGAUAGAUACUCUUUUUUUUUUACUGGUUAUUGACUCAAUUGUUGAAUUUUUCUAAUGUUAUAAAACCUUCCUUGUAAGGAAAAAAAUAUUUUUGUACAACAAACAAGUGAAUAUUCUAAAUAAAUAAAAAGAUUUCAAACUCAUUAAGCACUAAGUUUUUCAAAUAAAACAUUGAACACUAAAUGUCCAAUUACUUUUUAUUCUCUGGUUAUUGUUUUUCACAGGUUGAUUAUCUUUUAAUGCUUUCUUUACUUAUUAUUUGACUUUUAAUGUGUGUUUAAAUCCACUGUGUGUGAUCCGAUGGGUGAGGGCGCAAUGGUCUGUCACAUCAUUUCCCUGGGGAUCAACAAAGCAUUAAAAAAAAUUCAGUAAUAAAUUCAAUAUUAGAGCUACGCGGUGGUGUAGUGGUUAGCACUCUUGCCUCACAGAAAAAAGGCCCUGGUUUAAAUCAGGGCCUUUUAAUUUCUGUGUGGAGUUUGCAUGGUUGUUCCAAUGCAUGCUUUGAAUUUCUCUGCGUAGUAACAAAAAAGAUAAAAACAAAAAAACACAAGAUAAUUCUAAGUUGUUCCUAAGUGUGCAUGUGAGAGUGUAUGAUUGUGCGACAGACUGGUGACCUGUCCAUGGUGUAUUUUGUCUUUGCCAAACAGUGGCUGGGAUAGGCUCCAGCCUCCCAGUGACCCCAAAAGAGAUUGAGCGAGUUCAGAAAAUGGGUGGAUGGAUGGAGUUCAACAUUCAUCAAAUAUUUGGGGAAAAUUCUGGCUAUAAUAAAUCUCAAAAUCCACCAAAAAUGACUUACAAUAUGGACACUAAUUUGUUAUCUGCGAGUCCUGAAGCAAGAUUCCCCCAAAGGGGUUUCUAGAAGCUGAAAGGUUUGCUGCUUCCUAUUUUAACCCUUGUGCUAUCUUAGAUGACCCCACCCUUACAUUGACGUGUUAUUCCUACCAUGACAAAGGUGAAUAAAGGUGGAAAGAUUUCAUGUAAUCCAAGAAAGUUGUCAGAUUUUGUUGUGAUUGUUGAAAGAAAAAAAACCACAAUGUAUUACUUUUGUCGUCUGUAUUACUGUAAUGUUAUACUGGCCUCUGGCAUUUGUUUUCCUGGCUUUUUUUUUUAUUGUUCUUCAAGAGAACUUUUAACAGCACUAGCACAUGAGUCUGCAUCCUGAGGCUCCGGAACCACAUGCAGCUCCUUUAUCCCUCUAUUGUGGCUCUUCUUUUUUAAAAGAAAAAUGCUAACAAACUGAAUAAAUAAUUGUUGUUGUUUUUUUUUUAUUA
This is a messenger RNA of Oryzias latipes (Japanese medaka), 2140 nucleotides long. Its product is annotated as insulin-like growth factor-binding protein 4. Gene Ontology annotation, biological process: regulation of cell growth; regulation of signal transduction. The record is from RefSeq and is a predicted model, not a curated record. Gene Ontology annotation, cellular component: extracellular region. Gene Ontology annotation, molecular function: insulin-like growth factor binding. NCBI's taxonomy places the organism in Eukaryota, Metazoa, Chordata, Actinopteri, Beloniformes, Adrianichthyidae.